CGUGAUGCCUGCCGCUGUUUUUUCCCCUCCAAGUGCCCAGCUAAAAAGCAGACAGUAUUUUCAGGGCUUGCUCUCAUUGCCAAGUCAGAUGUGACUGCUUUCCUGUCCUGGACUGAGCAUGAGCCACCCACUUGGUUCCCGUGUCCUGGGGUGAUCCCAGUUACCCAGCGGCAGGAGGGAGAGACCCCAGGAGGAGGAAACGCUGCUGCCCCCGGGGGUUACCACCACCAGUGACAGGGCUUCCCAGGGCCCCGUGACCAGCGCUGCCCUCUGGUCCCCACUUGGGCAGAGGUGAGCGCCUCCUGGGAAGAGGCCGGCGGCCAGUCCCACCAGCACCAGCCCUCACGAGCCGGCGCCUUCUCUUCUUUCUCAGCACUCCGGCUCUGUGGGGUUUAUUGCUCAACCACGCAUCUGUCCAGGCUCUUCCCAGUUUCCUUCUCUCUUAAUGGUUUCUCGUGGUCUGCGUCUGCGAGGACAGGGACUCUUCCUGGAUGCACUGCCACCUCGGACACAGCUCUGGCCGAGCAGAGGACAUCCCAGAACCAGAGAUACCCACGCCCAGCCAAGAGAGGCUGAGAAAGCUGCAAAGGUCCCGGACCUUUCAAGUCACUUUCUUCCAGCUACCAAUUGGAUCUGCUGCUGGAGGGCAGAGGCGCCGGGGUUGCUGGAGGGGGACUGAGCCGUGGCUUCCCUUGCCUCCCGGGUCAGGACGGGUCUGUGCAGAAGGAAGCAGCCCCCCAAGUGUUCCCACAGCCUCCCCAUGGGCAGCAGAGAGGCAACACCCUCUCCCCACCCCGGAACUCUGGCAAGAGGUCAGCCAGAAGAUGGCUAAUUACACAGCGGUGCCUGAGGACGAGUACGACGUCCUCAUAGACGGGGAUCUGAGCGGCGAGGAGGUACACCCAUGCGACAAGUCCGCCUCCGGGGUCCUGUCGGCCCAGCAGGCGGGGCAGGUCUGUGCUAGCCUGUUCACGGUCGGCCUCCUCUCCAACAGUUUGGUUCUGUUCAUCCUGAUCAAAUAUAAAGGACUCAAGCAUGUGGAAAAUAUCUAUUUCCUCGGCGUGGCACUUUCUAAUCUGUGCUUCCUGCUCCCCCUGCCAUUCUGGGCUCCAGCGACCACGCACGGGGGAGGCCUGGACCACCCCAAGUGUGGAGUUCUCGUCCUGCUCCACGCCUUCGGACUGCACGGGGAAGCUCUGUUCAACGUGCUCCUCACUGUGCACGCAUCCCAGGUGAGAGGGCUGGCCUCGGCCCUCAGGACAGUGACCAGCGGCGUCAUUGCCGCACUGCUGACAGGCCUGAUGGCCUUUCUGGUCUCUUUACCUGAAUUACUGUUCUAUAUACUUGCGCCAGAAGACCGGAAUUCCAGGUGCUCCUUUAGCAACCCUCACUUCCUGCCGGUGGAGGAGACUUCCUGGAAGCAUAUUCUGGCUCUAAAGAUGAACAUCUUGGUGCUUGUGUUCCCACUGUCUGUUCUCCUGUACGGCUGCCUGCGAAUGAGGAGCGGGGAGGAGCAGUCAGAGAGGUUCAGGCUCGUCUGUGGCGUCGUGGUCGUCUUCCUUUUGAUGUGGGCGCCCUACGGCAUCGCACUUCUCCUGUCCGCUUUCAGAGAGUGCCUCUCCCUGCACGGCUGCGAGAGCAGCAGCAAACUGGACGCGAGCAUUCAGGUCACCAAGACCAUCGCCACCGCCCACUGCUGGGUCAACCUGCUUCUGUACGUGUGGCUUGACCGGGCAUUUCGGAGACACCUCUGCAACCUGUUCCUUCGGUGUGGCCAGAGCCCGCCCCAGCCCAGUGUCGGGGAAGCCACGCGGGGCACGGUGACAGAGAGCCAGGACAGGUCCACUCAACUCUAGCGCCCGCAUUAAGGGCGGGUCGAAUAAACACUGACUUUGGUCUCUGUG
Molecule: messenger RNA, 1904 nt
Organism: Chinchilla lanigera (long-tailed chinchilla)
Lineage: Eukaryota; Metazoa; Chordata; Mammalia; Rodentia; Chinchillidae
Gene: Ccrl2
Product: chemokine (C-C motif) receptor-like 2
Exons: 3
Coding region: 492-1856 (454 amino acids)
Biological process (GO): immune response; chemotaxis; G protein-coupled receptor signaling pathway
Cellular component (GO): membrane; cytoplasm
Molecular function (GO): chemokine receptor activity
Source: RefSeq, a predicted model, not a curated record